Messenger RNA from Dreissena polymorpha, 4215 nucleotides. RefSeq names its product nuclear inhibitor of protein phosphatase 1-like. Gene Ontology annotation, molecular function: mRNA binding; protein binding; protein serine/threonine phosphatase inhibitor activity. The transcript is spliced from 7 exons. The record is from RefSeq and is a predicted model, not a curated record. The coding region runs from base 40 to 1035 and encodes 331 amino acids. Gene Ontology annotation, cellular component: nuclear speck. Lineage: Eukaryota; Metazoa; Mollusca; Bivalvia; Myida; Dreissenidae.
CCCUUGCGUUGCAAUGUUGAUAGAGGGCGCUAAUACAAAAUGUCGGGUCCACUCGUGAAUAAUUUUGAAGUCCCUUCGUGGGCAGGUAAACCCGCUCCAGGAUUACAUUUAGACGUCACAAAAGAUGGAAAACUUAUCCAGAAACUGAUGAUCGAUGAGAAGAAGUGCUAUUUCUUUGGGCGUAACAAGCAGAUGUGUGACUUCCAGAUCGACCAUGCUUCAUGCUCCCGGGUGCACACAGCCCUGGUCUGGCAUCGGCAUCUCAACAGACCCUUCCUGAUAGAUCUGGGCAGUACCCACGGUACUUGGAUUGGGCACAUACGACUGGAGUCCAAGAAACCUCAGCAGGUCCCUAUAGACAGCGAGAUCCACUUUGGGGCCUCCACAAGGAUGUACAUCAUCAGAGAGAGGCCCCAGAUGGGGCAGAAUGACGACCUUGAUAAACAGGUUGAUAAGGAUGGGAAUCUACAAGGGCUUCCGGAGAACGAGAAUGAACUGGAUAAUCUUACAGAAUUUAACACAGCACAUAAUCGUCGUAGCAUGCCAUUGAAUGACAUGAAAGAUGUUGGGAAUCAAUUAAAGAGAAAACAUAAAAACCUUCACAUCUCCUUUAAUGAAGACGAGGAGGUCAUUAAUCCAGAGGACAUUGAUCCAUCCAUUGGGAAGUUUAGAAAUAUGGUGUCUACCCAUGUAAUAGCCACAAAGAAGCAGAAACUGGAAUCUGGACUACAACAAGGUUCAAUGACAGACAACAUCACAAAACGUUUACAAAGUUUCUCGUAUGUGCACAGUUUAAGUGACCAUCACCCAGGCGCAGGACUUACUGCUAUGGGCUCCUUCAGCAUGGCAGCAAAACUUGGCGUUCCUCUGCCGAACUUGGCACCGGACGUAGACGAAGAGUUUGUUGUGCCGACGAUAAACGUGACACCCUCAGUGACGCUAAAUGUGGAGGAGAUUUCAAAAGAGCCAAAGAAAAAGAAAUACGCAAAAGAAGCAUGGCCUGGAAAGAAGCCUGCGCAUGCAUUGCUUAUGUGAUGGACUGUGUGUUUUUUUCUUGGGAUUUUGUGUAACUCGAGAAAAAAUGGCAUCACCUGUGUUGUGUCGAAAACAAUGGGUAGUGAUGCUGGAAGAUGUGAAUGGAUGUGCUGUUCAUGUCAUUUAUCAUGCUUUUGGUAAAAUCUUUAAUGUUGAUUUUUAAGUGAAGUUCAUCAAAAUUUCAAAUACCAUGAGACAUGCAUAAAUAUGUUAAGUGUUAAGAUUUUAUCAUGUGUAACUGUGUUUAAAUAUGAGAGAGAAUCAAAGGUUUUUGUACAUUGCAAGGUGAACCUUCAAGGGGAUUUGAAAUAAUGUGUCAUUUUUAAGGAGCGUUGUUUUAUGUGAAAAGUUUCUUCUUUUCAUUCUUUUAGACUUGGACUGUAGUUAAUACAUUGGAUGUGAUUUCACAGGUCCUUUCAUCUGACAUCCUUUUUUGAGUUUGAAGAUUGCUCCACAAAUGGUUCUUUAAUGAUGAAGUAUUUUUGUGAAACCCGUACGUGGAAUAUGAGAUUCCCCCAAGAUUUGUUUCACAGCCCUGUCACAUAAAAAUAGAAUUUAACAGAAAAUAUUGUAGUGCAGAUUGGUGUGCAAACCAAGGCUGUUUUUCCACACCGGCACGUCUUUCGAUGCCUCAGAAUCUUGAUGGGAGAGGCAUAUAGGAAUAUUUCAGUCUAUGUAUCUAUCUUAUCUCUGCUUUCUCUCUAUUUCCCCACCAACAAAAAUUACAGCUCCUUACAUAGUUAUUGCGAUAACCAUGUUCGCUUUCAACCGUUGACAUGGCGUAGUCGUUAUUCUGUCCACCUAGAGACUGUGAGGUCAUCGUUUCGAUUUACACUGUGGGAGUGUUCCUUAGAUUUUUCACCAAUAAAAUCAAGUACUUUCUACCCAGGAAACAGACCAAAGAGUUUCAAAAACCUCAGGCUUUGGAUAUUAUACCAUAAUCCAUCCAAUAUUCAGGGAUUUGAGUUAUGUUCAGAUGAUGUUUUAUCACAAUUUUAAGUCUGUUUCAAGGAUGUUUGUAUGGGUAUUAACAGUUUUUAAAAUGACUACUUUACUUGACUAUUGUACUUAUUUAAAUUCAUGUUAAAAUCCUUUGAACUGUUGGCAUCAAAAUUCAUAGGUUUCCUCAUUAAAUAUGGGCAUACCAAUAUGCAUGGUUGCUUGUCAAACUUUUGUCUUGAAGAUGGUGUGAUAAGGAAUGAUGUAAAGACAUUGAGGGCACGUGCAAAGAAAUGUACCCCCCCCCCCCCCCCCCCAUUGUUCAUAGGGGACAUAAUUACAUAGUUGUUGUUUAUGACCUUCCCCAGUGCAUCAAUAUCUUCUGAGUUCAAUUUAAUCUUUUCCUAAUGUGCUGCAUUCUGGGAAAAUGGGCUAAAUGCGUCCCAAAUAAGCUUUGCAAACUGCCCAGUCUAUUCUGGCAUGAUACUUUUGGCAAAUGCAUUAAGCUAAGUUUUCUCACCUUAAUUUAAUAUUGACCUUAUAAUGUUUCAUUCUAUCCUUUUAUUACAGUUUAAGUUGAGUGUACCGUUUUAGCCUCAACUUUCUUUUUUUUCUUUUUUUUUGUGUUUCUACUUGAUAGUUACUGCUUAUGACAAUGCCAUAUUCAUCCCAUUUCACUCAACCUUUGCUUUGACCUUGUUUUACAAAUGGGCUGUCCAGAACAAGUGUUUUAGAUUGUUAAUAUUUAACUUUAUUUAAAAAGAAUUGUUAAUAUUUAAUGUCAUUUGAAAAGCAUAUUUAUGGAUUUCAUGCAUACAGUUGCUUGCAAUUUUCAGUUUUGAAUACACAAGAUGCCGAUGAUUUUAAAUAAAAUGUCAAAUAAUUCAUUUACAGAUGAUUUUUAGUUCAGAUAUUGUGAAUUAGUGUGCAUUGAAUUAGGGGGAUGACACUGUCCUCUUUCAUGUUUUUUGUUUUACCCUUUCCUACUCACAAGCAAAUUGAAAAUGGCUAUGAGCAACCAGCAAAAAAACAGAAUAGCCUGUGAGUAACUCGUAGUCUGUUCAGCUUUUAUGCUGUUUGCUGCUCAUCAGUAUUUAAGGGUUGAAAAUGAAGCCUUUAAAACUUGAAUCUAGUAAGAAAGGUCGUUAAUUAAAUUGAACUUUCUAUUGGACUACAAAUGCUUCAAAAUACAUUUCUAAGUGUUCAAGGGUUAUACAAGAAAUAUGUUGAUAUUCAUACUACAGAGAAGUAGAAGAAAAGUUUAUAGAGAAAUGCAGCAUUUUCUGACAGGAUUGAUAUUCUUGAAUUCUACUUUGUCAGCAGACUGUUUCUUGUUAUCCUCCGCCAUAGGCGGAGGGAUAUUGUUUUGGCGUUGUCCGUCCGUCUUUCCUUAUGUCCGUCUUUCGGGAGCCAUAUCUUGGAAAUGCUUUGGUGGAUUUCAUUUAAGAAUUGAAUAGCAUUUUUCUGCAUUUCAUCGGUGUAUGAACUGUCGGGAAAAUUACGCCUAAUUUGCAUAAAAGCCGACGGCGUUUAUGCAUAAAUUAAGUGUAUUUUUCCAGACAGUUCAUACACCGAUGAAAUGCAGAAAAAUGCUAUUCAAUUCUUAUAAUUACAACACAAAAAGUCCUUUUUAAUCUAGCGUAUGAAUCUAUUUACAGUUUCGGUUUCAUCUCCGUCAAAUGGGUAUAUCGUUGAAGUUCGCGCAAAAAAUAUAACGUCAUUUCGCUAUUGACCAAUAAAAAACAAAGCCAUAAAGUUUCGUGCAAAACAUAACGUCAUCUGGAAACUUGUUUAUGACCAGAAAGUAGCGCCAUGAAUAUUCAUGUUUAAAUUUGCAUACGAAGUGGGUUCAUCGAAAAAUGAAAAACCGGUCACAUGAACAAAUUAUCCAAUCAGAAUGCAGCAUUCAUAUGAAAGUGACAGAAGUUGUAAUUAUUGAAACUUGGUAUGAGUAUAUGUAUGGAUAAUAGGAUGAUGCACGCCAAAUGUCAUUGUACACCAUCUGUUAAUAAGGGAGUUAUGGCCCUUUGUAUCUUGAAAAAAUGCUUUUUUGAGUAUCAAAUAUAACAAUUUUGUGUCCAGAAGCAUAUUGGCGGGGGAUAUCAAUUCAGCGAAUUUGCUUGUUUGUUUUUGAUACUGGUACGCGUUUCAUUUGUUCAUGUUGCAGUAAAUGCAUGCAUUUCAACGGCAGCUUUAUCAUGGUCAACUAAGUUGCCAUAAUAAAUAAAAUUAAUGAUUUUA